Messenger RNA from Lotus japonicus, 1740 nucleotides. Its product is annotated as pentatricopeptide repeat-containing protein At1g62680, mitochondrial-like. Bases 104 to 1309 code for a protein of 401 amino acids. Gene Ontology annotation, molecular function: protein binding. The transcript has 2 exons. The record is from RefSeq and is a predicted model, not a curated record. Lineage: Eukaryota; Viridiplantae; Streptophyta; Magnoliopsida; Fabales; Fabaceae.
ACAAAAUUACCAACCCUCAACAAAACCCUAUAUUUCUUAAUCUCUGUUAGCGCAUCCCAUCCGCACUGCAUCUGCAAUCGAGUCAUCUGGUCUGAGAGAUUUCAUGGAACUGCAUUUAGUGAAGCACUGCCUAAAAAGCAUGUUAUAUGUAACAAGGCAUCAUGCAAUCAUAAAACUUCCUCGCGUCCCUAUGCCAUCGCCUGCUUUCCGUGUUUUUCUGCCACAACAGCAUCUUCAUUCCAACACUCAAAAUGCCUACAAAUUUGAUAGUAUUCAUGAUGCUGUGGCUUUAUUUCAUCGCAUGGUCGAUAUGAAGCAUCCCCGCCCAUCCGUUGUUGAACUCACCAAUAUCUUAGCAACAGUUGUAAAGAUGGAUGACUAUGCCACACCUAUUUCUCUUUACACUCAUAUGGAAUCUAAGGGCAUCUUGCCUUCUACACUUACUUUGAACAUCUUGAUGAAUUGUUACUCUCAUUUGGGUCACAUGGCUUCUGCUUCCUCUGUAUUGGGUAAGUUUUUUAAGUUGGGCUAUGAACCAGAUAUUGUCUCAUUGAUUUCACUAUUGAAGGGGUUCUGCAUCAAUGGGAAGGUGUUGGAUGCACAUGAAAUUGCACGAGGAUUUCACUGUGAUCAAGUUAUGUAUGAAACCUUAACCACUGAUCUUUGUAAGUCCGGUGAAACCCUACUUGUCAUUCAAAUGCUUCAUGAAAUAGAUAAGCCCAACCUUUUAAUCUGCAAUAGAAUCCUUGAUUAUUUGUUCAAACAUAGACGCCUAAUCAAGGUACUGGAUUUGUUUUCUGAUAUGAGAAAUCACAUGAUCUUCCCAGAUGUUUGUACCUUCAACAUAAUAUUGAAUUUUUUUUGUCUAAAAAGUAAAGUGGAUAUGGCCAGAGAGUUAUUUGAUGGGAUGAUUGAAUGUGGUUUUACACCUGAUGUUUGGAGCUAUCUCAUCAUGAUUAAAGGCUACUGCAAGGUUAAAAGAAUCGUUGAAGCUUUGCAUCUAUGGCAAGAUAUGCUUUUGAAGAAGAAUUUACCUCGAAACACGCUCACCUACAAUAUCAUGUUAGAUUCUUUAUGCAAAACACAACAUCUUAAUCUGGCAAGAAAAUUAUUUGAUAUCAUGAUUGAAAAUGAUGUUUCACCUGAUGUUUGGAGCUAUCUCAUCCUGAUUAAAGGCUACAGCGAGAUUGAAAGAUUCGAUGAAGCUGAGGAUCUAUGGGAAGAUAUGCUUUUUGAGUUGAAUUUAGCUCCAAAGACGGACGCCUACGAUUUCACAUCAGAUUGUUUAUGGAAAUUGCAACAACUUUGAUGUGGCAAGAAACUUAUUUGAAAUGAUGAUUUGGGGGGGGGGGGGGGAGGGGGGCACCUGAUGUUUGGUGUUACCACAUCAUGAUUAACUUAAGUGUUUUUUCCAGAAUGAAAGAGUAGAUGAAGCUAUGAGUCUUUAUGUAGAGAUGUGUUUCAAAAAAAUAAUUCCAAAUAGAGGAACCUACAAGCAUGUUGUCUGUUUGCCUUGCAAAUGAAUUUCCCUUUAUGAUGCUUCCAAAGUUGCAAACUAAUAAUCUAGGUUGUUAUGUAAUGGUAGAGAAAGACACGUUGCAAAAGGAUUUGCCUUUAUAAACCCCUCCAAAGUUGCAAACUGUCAAUUUAGAUUUGAUAUAAUGAUAGACUGGGAUAUGGUUCAUAUACUUUUUGAUGCCAUUUAGGCCUGGAUUACCGAACUGGCCCAUGAAUUUGAUA